Molecule: messenger RNA, 997 nt
Organism: Equus caballus (horse)
Lineage: Eukaryota; Metazoa; Chordata; Mammalia; Perissodactyla; Equidae
Gene: ID1
Product: inhibitor of DNA binding 1
Biological process (GO): cell differentiation; negative regulation of transcription by RNA polymerase II; circadian regulation of gene expression
Cellular component (GO): cytoplasm; nucleus
Molecular function (GO): transcription regulator activity; protein dimerization activity
Source: RefSeq, a predicted model, not a curated record
GCUCGGGCCUCGCGUUCUACAACCGCGUUUUUGCAGCUCUAGCCUCUCCCUGCACGCCCCGCCACCGCCGCCUCUGUCCGCCUUGCCUUCUCUGCUCUUACCCGACGCCAGAAUCAUGAAGGUCGCCAGUGGCAGCGCCGCGGCCGCCGCGGGCCCCAGCUGCCCGCUGAAGGCCGGCAAGACGGCGGGCGGCGCGGGCGAGGUGAUGCGCUGCCUGUCGGAGCAGAGCGUGGCCAUCUCGCGCUGCGCCGGCGGCCCCGGGGCGCGCCUGCCCGCCCUGCUCGACGAGCAGCAGGUGAACGUGCUGCUCUACGACAUGAACGGCUGCUACUCGCGCCUCAAGGAGCUGGUGCCCACCCUGCCCCAGAACCGCAAGGUGAGCAGGGUGGAGAUCCUCCAGCACGUCAUCGACUACAUCUGGGACCUGGAGUUGGAGCUGAACUCGGAAUCCCAAGUCGGGACCCCGGGGGGCCGGGGGCUCCCCGCCCGGGCCCCGCUCAGCACCCUCAACGGCGAGAUCAGCGCCCUGGCGGCCGAGGCAGCAUGUGUUCCAGCGGACGAUCGCAUCUUGUGUCGCUGAAGCGCCGCCCUCAAGGACCGGCAGACCCCGGCCCUCCAGGGGACGAGAGGAAUAAGUGCUCUCUGGUCCUCAAGCGCCUCGCUGGAGCUCGGGAGGAACAAGACUGCGAUCCGGAGGCCAUGGGGCGCUUGCGGGAUCCAGCCCAGGGCUGGGGAACUGAGGGGGGCAGGCCGGCCCUCCCUCCGCACCUACCGGCCACCAGAGACUUGGGGGGGGGAGAUUUUUUCCCCGUGUGUUUCUAUUUUUUGAAAAGCAGACAUUUUAAAAAAUGGUCACGUUUGGUGCUUCUCAGAUUUCUGAGGAAAUUAAUUGCUUUGUAUUGUAUAUUACAAUGAUCACCGACUGAGAAUAUUGUUUUACAAUAGUUCUGUGGGGUGUUUUUGUUGUUGUUAUUAAACAAAUACUUUAGAUGGUAAA